GAGACCCUCUGCCGUCCUGCAUGACCGGCAUUGCGUUGUGCUUACACGGAGAACGUAAGCACAAUGAACGGCUAAAUAUAUAGAAAGAGAUUUGCCAACAAAAGACGGCGUCCCAUUCUCCUGUGUUGAGACGCGACUGGUCUAAACAUGUAUCUCAAGGCAGCCUGCAGCGAGAUCCCGGUGUCCAGGCAGAGAGGGGCGCUGAGACUGGAUCGCCGCCUCAGUAUUACCCAGCAGAGGCAGGGGGCAGGAAACCGGUCGCAGCCCUCAAGCCCCACCAGUUGUCUUCCAGGAAGUUUUGAAGCCAGCAGACUUCAAACGCAGCAGAGUGUGGACCAGCUUCAUGUGCACAGACUUCUAUUUCAAGCAUCUCCUCAACCUUGUGCCAGCAUGGUCUACAGGAACCUGGGGAAAUCUGGGUUGCGUGUCUCCUGUCUGGGGCUCGGAACAUGGGUAACAUUUGGAGGUCAGAUCUCUGAUGAGGUAGCCGAGCAGCUGAUGACUAUCGCCUACGAAAGCGGGGUCAACCUGUUCGACACGGCUGAAGUCUACUCCGGGGGGAAAGCAGAGAUAAUCCUGGGAAACAUCAUCAAGAAGAAGUGCUGGAGGAGAUCCAGCCUGGUGAUCACCACAAAGCUCUACUGGGGAGGAAAAGCAGAGACAGAGAGAGGCCUCAACAGAAAACACAUCAUUGAAGGCUUAAAGGGCUCCCUCCAGAGGAUGCAGCUCGAGUAUGUGGAUGUGGUUUUUGCCAACCGGACAGACAGCAACACUCCCAUGGAGGAGAUAGUGAGAGCAAUGACGCACGUGAUCAACCAAGGGAUGUCCAUGUACUGGGGGACAUCAAGGUGGUCUGCCAUGGAGAUCAUGGAAGCAUAUUCUGUGGCCAGGCAGUUUAAUCUAAUUCCACCGGUGUGUGAGCAGGCUGAGUAUCAUUUCUUCCAGAGGGAGAAAGUGGAAACUCAGCUUCCAGAGCUCUACCACAAGAUAGGUGUGGGUGUCGUGUCUUGGUCCCCUCUGGCCUGUGGAAUUAUCACUGGAAAGUACGAGAACGGCAUCCCAGAAACCUCCAGGGCCUCAAUGAAGCCAUACCAAUGGUUGAGGGAGAAAAUAACGAGUGAGGAUGGGAGAAAACAGCAGGCUAAACUAAAAGACCUGGCUCAUAUCGCAGAGAAGCUCGGGUGUACUUUGCCACAGCUAGCCAUAGCCUGGUGCCUAAGGAAUGAGGGGGUGAGCUCAGUGCUUCUGGGUUCCUCCAAUCCAAGCCAACUAACAGAGAACCUGGGAGCCAUUCAGGUAAUUCCAAAGAUGACAGCAGGCAUCGCCUCAGAAGUGGAUCAUAUACUGGGCAACCGUCCACACAGUAAAAAGGACUACCACCAUUAGAGAACUAUGCUCAAAAAGCUUAUCAAAGCUCACUUUUCACAGCCAUGGCACCAUAAAAAGGUGUGGCCAAGACUGCUUGUGUGUGCGCGUGCGCGUAUGACAGUGCGUGUGACUGUGCAAUGUGUUCUGCUUGGCUCCUUCAACCAGUACUCAUUAAUGUAAAGUGAGCUACUUGACAAAGCAUGCAUGUUACAGCUAUAAGCAGGCAGCCACUGGAGUAAACAAAAGUUAGAGGAUCCGGCUAGAGACGAUUUCUGGUGUGAAAACCUCUUCCACUCCAACAAACUGCAUGUGCAGAAAGUGCUGAACCAUAAAUUCAUGAAAGCAAAAUAUUACGUAAUUUAGACAUAACACUUGUUCAAAUUACUUCUGUGAAUAUGGCUGUCAGUGCAAGUAAAGAAAACUUUAGAGGAACUUAUUACCCCCCCCAAAAAGCAUCACAUUAAACUCAUGAAAGUGCAGUAAGUACACAACAAAAAGAAGAUCUGUAUCAAAAUGUUCUUAAUGUUAAACAAACCUACCUUACUAGAUGUUUGUGGUGUGUAUAGAAAAAAAAGAAAAAAGAUUCAUUGGUAAUGUUUAUAAUUCGGCCCGGUCUCAGCAGACGGGAUAAACACUCCUCAUUUGCAGCUGGAGCUGGCCUGUCAACAUGAUGUGUUGUGUCAGUACUGGAUGAGCUGAAAUUCUUCUCACUAUGUUUCCGCAAAAACCAAGAGAGCUAAUUUUAACAACAUGUUUCAAAACAUCUGUCCUGACUGUUAUAGAUAUAUACAUAUAUAUAUUUCCUAAAUAAGCAGCUAUGUCAGAAUGAGAUUCCUGUCUCCUUAUGUUGUUUCUUUUUUUUCUUUUUUACUUAUGCAAAAACACUGCAGAGUGUACUUUCCUACUGGGACCCUUCAACCCCUUUUAGUUUGUACUCCGCCAGACUCUCUGUCUGUGGUGAUAAAGUCUGACUCAUUUAAUUUCAGUCUGUGUUGUGGCUAAACCAUUUGUCUAGUCGGAGUUGGAGAGACGAUCCUCCUGAGGGGGAGCUUAUGGAUCUAACAAACAAAACCAUGUAGCUAAUGAAGUGACUCGGUUAAAAGAAAAACAACACCAUAUGGACCCCUGCAGUAAUUGCACCUGGAACGCAUUGCAUUUUUACCCAACUUCUCCCAGAUGCCAGUUUUACGUAACAGGAUUAUCUUUAUUAUGUUUUGUCUGUUCAAACAUGUAUUUUGGUGUCGUCCAUCAGAUUUGUACAUGGAAAUAAAAAGCUCAUAAUUCUCAUGUGAUAUGUUUUCAAGAUGUAUGAUUAUUUUCUAUUCAUGUAAUGGGUGCAUUAUUUUUUCUAACCCAGUACAAUAAAUCAGCUUAAAGGUC
This is a messenger RNA of Stegastes partitus (bicolor damselfish), 2748 nucleotides long. It is a transcript of the gene kcnab1b, whose product is annotated as potassium voltage-gated channel subfamily A regulatory beta subunit 1b. Gene Ontology annotation, molecular function: potassium channel regulator activity; voltage-gated potassium channel activity; transmembrane transporter binding. The record is from RefSeq and is a predicted model, not a curated record. NCBI's taxonomy places the organism in Eukaryota, Metazoa, Chordata, Actinopteri, Pomacentridae. Gene Ontology annotation, biological process: regulation of potassium ion transmembrane transport; potassium ion transport; transmembrane transport. The coding region runs from base 148 to 1386 and encodes 412 amino acids. The transcript is spliced from 14 exons. Gene Ontology annotation, cellular component: cytoplasm; voltage-gated potassium channel complex; membrane.